Molecule: messenger RNA, 381 nt
Organism: Arabis nemorensis
Lineage: Eukaryota; Viridiplantae; Streptophyta; Magnoliopsida; Brassicales; Brassicaceae
Source: the annotation of a GenBank genome assembly
AUGGACGGUGUAAGGUUCAAGACAUGGGAAUCCCCGGUUACAGAGAUCACUGUUUCGCAAUUCUUAUUCGAGAAUAUCCAGAUGAUUGAUGUCCAAUACCCAAUCAACAUUGACCAGAAGUAUUGUCCUUGUCUGCCGUGCCCGAAAUUGGGAGACUCUCAUGUUCAGAUCAGAAACGUGACGUUAAAAAGCAUUUGGGGAACAUCGACGAACAAAGUGGCAGUGAAUCUGCAAUGUAGCAAAAGCUUCCCGUGCAAAGAUAUUCAGCUAAUUAACAUCAACAUAACGCACAAUGGUCCUGGCGGUCCAGCCACCGCAUUGUGUGAGAACGUUAAAGGUUCUGCGCGUGGCAAGAUGGUUCCUCCGAGUUGUCUGAAGUGA